AUGGCGUUAGCCAUGAUCCAAGCAAGCGCAAGCCUGGGCGACGCCGACCAGAAGGAGUUCCUCGACGUCCACAACAAGGCCCGAGCCGCCGUGGGCGUUCCGCCGAUUACGUGGAACGCCACGUUGGAGGCGUACGCGAAGGCGUACGCGGCGAAGCGGGCGGCGGACUGCGCGUUGGAGCACUCGCACGGGCCGUACGCGGAGAACAUAUUGCAGGGGCCGGCGGAGUUCCCGGCGGCGCUGGCGACGAAAACGUGGGUGGACGAGAAGGCUUAUUAUGACUAUAAAUCGAAUAGUUGCACGGGAGGGCAAGAGUGCCGGCACUACAAAAGCGUGGUGUGCAAGAACAAUAAGUUCAUCGGGUGUGCUAGGAUCAAAUGCCGUAACGACGGCGGAUGGUUCGCCACCUGCAACUAUUCGCCUGGGUACGGCUGCGAAAACCCUUACUAA
Molecule: messenger RNA, 450 nt
Organism: Ipomoea triloba (trilobed morning glory)
Lineage: Eukaryota; Viridiplantae; Streptophyta; Magnoliopsida; Solanales; Convolvulaceae
Product: pathogenesis-related protein 1A-like
Exons: 1
Coding region: 1-450 (149 amino acids)
Source: RefSeq, a predicted model, not a curated record